CUAUUCCAACUCUCUUCCUUCACCCUCUCUCUCACGUGUUUCUUUCUUUCCUUUCUUCCAACCAUUUUCCCUCUCUCUUCUCUCCCUUUCCACACCACCUCCUCCUCCUUUCUCUUAUUGACCACCGUCUUCCACCACCGGUUGUCGCUACCACCACCCUCGUAAGCCAUAUUAGCCUCAGAUCUCACCACCACAACCAUUAGAUCUCACAACCACCGUUUCAUCCUCAUAUCUGACCACUACCACAUCUCCGACUCACCACCGAAACACAGAACGGCGACGACAACAACGAGUUCUGGCGAGAUGAAACAGUAUCGUCGUGGCCAUUGGAGGUUGAAACGGAAAAUACAAGGAGGAGCGCGGAGAGAAUACGGAGGGGAAGAGAACCGGUGGCCGUGAGAUAGAGAGAAAGAUGUCGGUUGGUGGUGGAUGGGGUGAGAGAGGGACGAAAAUAGCAGUCGGUGGCCGGCGGAGGCAUGACCGAGAAAGUGGAGAGGAAAAGAGGAAGUGGCUGAGAGUGAGAGAGAGAGGGUUGUGGAAAACUCAUCCCAUUGAAGAAAUCAAUUCAUAUUACAUUGACAUUCCCGUGUUUGAAAACUUAACAGUACUUCGACUAUAUUGGAUUUUUCAUGUCCUUUUUGACUGGGAUGAUGUAAUGAAAAUGCUCCAAAGUUGUCCCAAACCUCAAGAUUUUACCAUUUCGAAGUGGACAAGCGAUUCAGAAACCAAAGAGGAUUGGAAAUACCCACAUCAUGUUCCUGAAUGUGUUUCAUCUCAUUUAACAACAUGUAACAUUUUACACUAUCUAGAUGUGGAACCUGAUUUUCGAUUUGCAAGGUAUAUUUUUCAGAAUGCGAGACUUCUACAGGAUAUGAAAAUUCACCCUAUAUCUUAUAGACCCAAACGUGAACUUUAUGAAGAAUUAUCCUCCUGUCCAAGGAUCUCUAAUUAUACAAAUAAAUGGUCUUCUAAUUAUAGGGUGCACUUAAUAACUGUGCAAUGUAUGUUAUGCUUAGCAUUUUCUGUAACCAAAUUGCUUGAGUAAAAUAAUUUGUGGCUGUUAUAUAUAAUGUCCAUACUUGCA
This is a messenger RNA of Medicago truncatula (barrel medic), 1084 nucleotides long. Its product is annotated as FBD-associated F-box protein At3g52670. Lineage: Eukaryota; Viridiplantae; Streptophyta; Magnoliopsida; Fabales; Fabaceae. The transcript has 3 exons. The record is from RefSeq and is a predicted model, not a curated record. The coding region runs from base 413 to 1045 and encodes 210 amino acids.